ACUUCCCAGGGAAGUAAUCCAGGGCAGUAGGGAAAGCUGCCCCCAGUCCCUGAGCACUGGCUUAGCAGGUGUCGUGGUUGUUAGGUGGGCCACCUAAAUAGGGGAACCAGGCGGCCUAGCCUCUGUUUUUCUCCCUCCUUUCCUUCUGUGUUCCUCAGGGUUCAUCCGCUCCCCCGGAGUUUGCCUGAUACAUUUUCUUCAAGAGCCGAUCCCCAACAAGACUGAAUUUUCCGUCUCCAUCCCUGCAGAUCCAGGCAGGAGCCUUCAGUUUGCUUGGUUCGUUUCUCAGUUUUUCCCUAGGCUUCACUGUUUCAGAGCUAGAGAACGUUUCUUUGUCUUAAAAUUCUCAGGCACUCUCCCCCAGUAUACACGGUCCUGACUUAACCGUGGCUUGAUUUUCAAAUUUUCAACUCUAAGGUGAUGUGAAAGUGAGGCACAUUCAGUAGAAGCCAGACCUUGAGUUUUGAAUUUGGAUCUUGUCUCAGGUCAGCAGUGUGCGCUAUGAUAGUCUCUCGUGAUGCCAGGGCAGCCGCAGCUCCCAGGCGAUCGCACAUCGUGAGGGUAAACGGCUGGUACACUUACAACCGUUCUGGUUUUCACUUCCAGGACAGUAUGUGGUAAAUUACAUGAGACUUCAACACUUUAUUAUAAAACAGACUUUGGUUAGAUGAUUUUGCCCAACCGUGGGCUAAUGUAAGUGUUCUGAGCAUGUUUAAAGCUAGUCGAAGCUAGGAUUGGUAGCUUGGGUGUAUUAAAUGCAUUUCAACUAGGAGGUUUUUAAUUUAGGAUGGAACCAUUGGGACAUCACCCUCUCAAAAGUUGAGGAAGAUCUGUAUAUAUCCAGAAACAGGCACAGUCAAAAGUUGGAACAGCAUCAGUAUUGUAAUACUAGAAAUCUCAACUCCCCACUAGAAAUUGCCAUGCCUGCAACUGUUUCUCUGGGGUUACAGGAGAGGGGAGGCCCCUCAUCUGCUAGUUUCCACAGAGUGGCGGGUGGCAGCACUACCUCUCAGCCCCACCUCCUCCCCAAAGGUGGCCCCAAAUCCCCUCUGAAAAGGUAGGGUUCAGAUAUCAGUCUAACAACCUAUGAGACAUGGAGUGGGGUGGAGAGGGUAUGGGAGUCUUAGAUCAAAUGUCUUGAAUAAGGCAGGACCAGGUGUCCCCAGUACAAAACAGCUGGGAAGGACCUACCAUCGACUCCCAUUUUGGAUUAGACCAGCGCCAGGCACGAACGAAGACUGUCCACAGCAUUUGGAUUAGUCAUGGCAGUGAAGAGGAGAAGACACACAGCGCAGGCUGUGCCUGGCAGGGAGUCUGGAGUUUCUGGUUUCCCAGUUCUGGAAGGCGUGAGCCAGGGGAGGGGCCUCCUCGUAGGGGGAGGGCGGGAGUCUGGGGCAGGGCCCCAGUCAGCUAUGCAAGGCUGUGCAAGCAGAGGCAACGCAGAACAGGAGGAUCCCAGCGGCCUCCUGGAACUCAGGAGGGUAGAUACCCGCGCUUUGACCGGCGACGUCCACACUCCUCCCAAGAUCGUAACUCGCAUUUGCUAUUCUGAGGCCUCUGCUUUUCCUGGACCCCAAGGAUGGAACCACUACUAGGAGUGAAAAUUGGCUGCCUGUUUGCCCUGCUGGUUCUCACCCUGGCCUGUGGCCUUAUUCCCAUCUGCUUCAAGUGGUUCCAGAUUGAUGCCGCUACAGGUCGUCACCGCCGGAUCCUCAGCCUCCUGGGCUGCGUCUCUGCUGGUGUUUUCCUGGGAGCCGGGCUCAUGCACAUGACCGCUGAAGCCCUGGAGGGAAUCGACUCCGAGAUCCAGAAGUUUAAGAUGCAGGACAGAAAAGGAGGGAAACGCUUCUGAUGAUUCUGAAUCAGCUCAGAUGGAGUAUCCCUACGGAGAGCUCGUCAUCUCCCUGGGCUUCUUCUUCGUCUUCUUUUUGGAGUCGCUGGCGUUGCAGUGUUGUCCUGGUGCUGCUGGAGGAACCCCAGUGCAGGAGGAGUGGAGUGGGACCCAUG
Ailuropoda melanoleuca (giant panda) is the source of this 2007-nucleotide messenger RNA. RefSeq names its product solute carrier family 39 member 2 (gene SLC39A2). Gene Ontology annotation, molecular function: zinc ion transmembrane transporter activity. Bases 1580 to 1852 code for a protein of 90 amino acids. The record is from RefSeq and is a predicted model, not a curated record. The transcript is spliced from 4 exons. Gene Ontology annotation, biological process: zinc ion transmembrane transport. Gene Ontology annotation, cellular component: plasma membrane. Lineage: Eukaryota; Metazoa; Chordata; Mammalia; Carnivora; Ursidae.